Molecule: messenger RNA, 8546 nt
Organism: Periophthalmus magnuspinnatus
Lineage: Eukaryota; Metazoa; Chordata; Actinopteri; Gobiiformes; Gobiidae
Gene: lmtk3
Product: lemur tyrosine kinase 3
Exons: 16
Coding region: 58-7485 (2475 amino acids)
Biological process (GO): protein phosphorylation
Molecular function (GO): ATP binding; protein kinase activity
Source: RefSeq, a predicted model, not a curated record
GCGCGCCAGAAUCGCUCGGAUGGUGGUGUUGUUAUUGUCGGCCCGGACGCGACGACGAUGCGGCCACACUGCUGGGUGAUGGUAGUGCUGGCGGGGAUCAUGUCGUACUUGAGCCCGGAGAGAGCGCUGGGAGCCCCGCAGAGGGAAGUUGCUCAGUCCAGGGUGGCAUCCCUCUCUCCUCCGCCCUACGUCGUCAUCCUCAUCUCGUGCUCGGGGCUCGUGUCCUUCGUCCUUCUGCUCCUCACCUGCCUCUGCUGUAAACGAGGAGGGGUCGGCUUCAACGAGUUUGACAAUGCAGAGGGCGAGGACUGCUCCGGAGGCUCCAGUCCGAUUCAGGAGGACAGUCUCUCCUCCUGCCCCUCUCUCCCUGAAGUCUACACCCUCCCCGUACGGGACCGGCCCACCUGCCAGGGCCCCCACGCUCAUGACACCUCAGAUCCUAAGUCUCAGUGCUUCAAAAGACACUCCUUAAACUACCUUCAGGAGAUCGGAAAUGGCUGGUUCGGAAAGGUGAUCCUGGCUGAGGUGCUGUGUGACUGCAGCUCGUCUCAGGCCGUGGUGAAGGAGCUCCGAGUCAGUGCCAGUCCUCUGGAGCAGAGGAAGUUCCUGGCUGAAUCUGAGCCGUACAGAAGCUUGAAGCAUCCCAACAUUCUCCAGUGUCUGGGACAAUGCAGCGAAAGUAUUCCCUACCUGUUGGUUAUGGAGUUUUGUCAGCUGGGCGACCUGAAGCGGUACCUCCGAGCUCAGAGGAAGUCCGACGGGAUGACUCCAGAACUUCCCACACGGGACCUCCUAACGCUGCAGCGCAUGGCCUUUGAGAUCACUUCAGGCCUACUGCACCUGCAUGAGAACAACUACAUACACAGCGACCUGGCAUUGAGAAACUGCCUGCUGACCUCUGACCUCACUGUGAGAAUAGGCGACUACGGUCUUUCUCAUAACCAUUACAAGGAGGAUUAUUACUUGACACCAGACAAGCUGUGGAUCCCCCUGCGCUGGAUCGCCCCAGAGCUGCUGGAAGAAUACAGAGGGUCUGUCAUUGUCACGGAUCAAACCAAGACCAGUAAUGUGUGGUCUUUGGGUGUGGUGAUCUGGGAGUUGUUUGAGUUUGGCUCUCAGCCGCACAGACACCUGAGUGACGAAGAGGUGCUAACGUUUGUGAUCAGAGAGAGGCAGAUCACACUGGCCCAGCCCCGACUCAAGCUCUCACACGCAGACUACUGGUAUGAGAUCAUGCAGUCGUGUUGGCUUCCUUCAUCACAGCGGCCCUCUGUGUCAGAGAUUUUCCUUCUCCUCUCCUCCCUGUUGGCAGCAGAGGGGGGCACAUCCAGGGCGGGCAUGGGGGAUGAGGAUGAGGAGGACGAAGAGUUUGAGGAGGGCAGAAGAACAAGAGGAGAGAGCGACGAGUCAUUCGAAAGACGCUGGGAUUUGCUUCGCCCACCUGCUUUCCAGAUCGCCGCCAAUGAGCGACAUAGAGAAUACAGCAGAGACGACAGGGACAACUCCUACCCCCUACUGGAUCCUGUGGGGAACUGCAUUACACCCACCUCCACAGAACUAGAUGAUAUCCUGACUGUGACCGAAACCAGCAAAGGUCUGAACUUUGAGUAUUUUUGGGAGAAAGCGCACGCAAGAAGAGGCUACAAACCACUUCCUCCUCCUCAACCAAUCCCGAACGCAAGCAGUAACCAUCGGCAGUCGUUGGACACGCCCACUGUAGUUCCUGUGAUAAGCGCUCGCAGUCCCUCCCUCGCCAGCGAAUACUACAUCAGGCUAGAAGAGCAUACGCCGCAAGACAGGUCACCAACUCUUAAGGCAAAGUCUACAACGCGUGCUAAUUCUGGUUGCCAUGGUGAUGUUGAGCUAGUGGAGAUUCGCAGCGGGAUGCUCGGAAAAGAGCAGGUUCCUUAUUGUUCGGAAAAAUGCGGUACAGGCAUUCAGACGGUAAGAGCGAACGAAAUUCAAAUCCAAGUGCCAAGAACGGGAGUGGCUGAAUUUAGAGACAUGACGAGCAGAGUGACAGAUUUUUCUAUUGUAGAUCUCGGUGAUGAUGAGGAAGACGAUAAGAGUAAAAGCAAAAAUACAGAAAUGAAACCAUCCCAAGCUCCGGUACUACCCCCAAAACCUCGUUCUAUGUCAAUGUCCUCAGGCACCCAGCUCCACUCCCGCCCCCUCCCUGCACCUCCUCCAAUGGGAUACAGAGGACUUCCCCACUAUAACAUGAGUGGUAAAAUCGAAACGGAUCCUCUUCACGUGGUCAGCAGCUGCCCUCCAUCUGCUUUCGAUCACCUGGGGCUCCAUCGCACCAGGCAAGCUUUACCCCCUUCGCCUUCUCUGUCGCCAUCCUUGCCCCCAUCCAGUCACCCAAUUUACCCCAUGUGCCCGCCUCCUCUGCCCCCACACUCCAAACCGGGCUACAACAAUAUAGACUCAUAUUCCCGUUACAGAGCGCAAUCAACAAGAGACCCGCUAACUAGUGAUUUGUCAGAACGUGAAGGUAAUAUGAGGUAUAGCGCUAAAGAAGUUACUCACUCACGUACUAAAAACUUUGAGUCUCCAAUUCGCCGCGAAAACCCGCUCCGCCCGAUUUACCGUAACAUACCGCGACCGCAGAACCAAGAUCUUGAAAGACAGUCUUCUUCAAGUCCGACUUACUCAGAUGAGGACGACUCUCCUUUCGGUUCGCCUGAUAAAUUCGGUGGCACGACCAUCGCCCACUCCAGCUUGUCCGAAGACGCAGAUCCCUCGUCGUCUGAGCUGUUUUCUCGCGGUAUGAAGCGAACGCAAUCCCGUCUUGACACGAUCCUGCCUGCGAUUUGGAAGGAAGAUGCGGAACUCCAAGCCGCAGCGAGGAAAUCUCCAAUGCACUUAUUCCUCACGGAGAUAUCGACAGUGACAGAAGCGAGCAAAUCCAAAUCGGAAGUUUCGUCAGAUGAGGAGAAGCGUGAAAGUUGGGGUAAUUUUGUGUUACCUAAUCGGGGGAUGAGGCGUUCCCAGUCGCUUUUAACUGAAUUGUCUGGGCAAAGUAACAGAACAGAAGAAGAAGCAGUUGUGACAGAUCCUUGCCAAGGCGAUUUAUUCCUUACUGAAGUUGAUACAGGAAGCAUAGACAUUAAUGUAGAAGAUGAGUCCAUUAACAAUGAUCCGGUGAAAUAUCUGUACCUAGGUGGUCCCAGGUUGCACCCCUAUGUCUACACUUCUGAAGGAACACCUCAUAAAGAAGCAGAGGAGGUUUAUUCAAAAGGUAUUCCACGUUCCAGAUCACUCCUAUCGGAAAUGACAACUGCUAGUGAAAAGCAGGAAGAACCAAAACGAACAGAAAUGACAAGAGAGGAGUUUUUAAAAGAAAUUCAGUCGGCAGAGACGUUUUUGACGGAAAUUAUGUCCAGGCAAAAUGCAGCUGCGAACAAGAAGGAGAUAGAGAAUUCACCAACUCCUUUAUCGCCAGAGUAUGAGACGAUAUGCAUAGACCCAGAUGCUGCACAAACAAUACGAUUUCAGACCAACAAAGGUAAAGAUGACACACAAACUGAAGCCAUCUAUGCCCAAGUGACCAAACGUGCAAAAAAGACAGAUGUCAAAAUUUCUAUAAAACCUGACAUCCCUGUUCUCCAUAUCGCUUCAAAUAAUUCCCACAAAAAUCAGGAAAGUAACGAAGCUUCUCACUGCCAGUCUGCCGAUUUUGUCUUUUCAGAAAUCAUGCCAAAAAACGGUCUCCUGCACAAUCAAACAAUUCCAAGUUCAGAGAAAGAUGAGGAAAGCUCGGAGGCGCCCGCUUUGCCUGCCAGAGGAGGGGACAAGGAAAACAAACUGGCAGAAGAAUCAGAUACUGUUAUAAUGCGAAUGAAUGAACUGCUCCUUACAAGUGACCCUCUUAUAGGCAAUGGCGAAAUAGUUAAAAAUGGUACCCCAAGCCCUGAGCACGAGGAAAAACUUGACAACGCAACACAAGAUGGUUUCCAAACUGACAAUGAGCAUUCACCAUGCAGAGAAAAUCAAAAUAUUCACUCUUAUAAUUUGACUUCCGAUGCUGGAACGCCGUCCACUCCAGAUUGGGAUCGCUCCUCCUCUCUCCUAACUCCUUCUGAUUCUGUGCUAUCGCCACUGACCUCGAGUUCAGGAGGAGGUCUGACGCCAAGUGAUUCCUGGUCUGGGGGAGGAGGAAGUGGAGGCGGCGGUGGGGGUGUUUGGCGACCUCUAGGGGCCGAAACACUGCACCGCGACUCAGCCUACUUCUCAGACAGCGAUUGGGAAGGAGAUGGAACAAAGAGGGGAGGUAGUGAUGGUGGGACGAUAUCCAGGUCUUGCAAUGGGAGAGGGGCGGGCGAGCGGGGAGCACUGAGCGGGAUAGAAGAACGCAAUGAAGAGGAGUUAUCUGAAAAAAGCCCUCUAAAGACUGUGCAUAAAUUGAAAAAGUCAGAACCCAAAGAUGGGGUAACUGUUAUCGAAAAUAGUGAGAAAAUUAUCCAAGGGCUGUCUCCUACACAAAGAGAUGUAACUGAUAUUUUUCACAACAAAACUGUUCUGAAUGAAAAUCUGAAAACCAAGGAAUGUGUGGAGUUUAUCGAUAAAUUAUUUUCUAAACUAGAUGAUGAGUCGCUAAAAGAGCUACACACCAGCGAUGGGUAUCCCAAAGAUAACCACUGCACAGAUGGCUUAAUUUGUGAGACAGCAGACAGCAAAAGCCAAGUCUCAUCUGAACUCCAUUUGGAUUUGCAACCAAAGAACAGCAUAGAGAUGAAUAAUGUGGUCAAUCACGCAAUGGAGGCUAUUUUAAUAGAUAACGAGUUUGUAUCGCAUGGAGUCAACAAUAUUUCAAAUGUAAACGAGCUGAAAUGUGCAAAACAUGUGCCUGAAGUUAAGCUGAAGAUUUGUGACAUUCAUGAAGAUGCCGAUGAAAAUUUGUUAACGGAUGAUAAUAAAAAUUUAGAUAUCAAACAGAAAGACACAACUCCUAGAAAUCAACUGUGCUCCAACAGUAGCGAUGGCCUAUUAGAAACAGCAGAGCCUGGCAGUAGCAAUAUGGCCGCUUCAUCUCCCUACAGAAGAGCAGAGAUGUGGAGAGACGGCUCUGUUGACAAUGAGGAGGAAAAUCGGAGGUCACUUUGCAGCCAAGAAGAGGAGGACGAAACAGUGACUGGAGUGGUCAAGGGGGAAUUCGAUUGCCACCGAUUUUCAGAGCAAAAAACCCUCGCCCGCCCUGAUGAAAAUGACCAGUGGGCCUCCCCGGAGAAACGAUCCCAAGACGCAGAGCUGAAAUCCGAGUUUUUCACGGGAUUUAGUAACGCAGAAUGGGGAGUGAGGGAAAGGAUAGUAAUCUGUGAGGAAUAUUGGGAGGAGAAUGACGAACUGGCCGGAAGUGAGCCUCAUCCAGCUGUGCUAGAGGAGGGUGAAGACAUAAACAACCAUGAGUUACAAGAACAUAACACAACUGGAUUCAAGCCAAAGUGGGAGCAGCAAUUUGAACAGGUUUUAGACGUGCAACAAGAAGAAAACAUGGAGGAUAUUUCAGAUAGCAGUAACUUCCAAGAAAAUGAGGACGAAAGUGUAAAUUUUGAAGUUGAAAACAUUGAAAUCCCAGAGAGAGAAUCUAUAGGGAGAGGACAGAGAAGCAAAGAGUGCCCAGAUACUGAGCCCGAAACUAUUGACACAGAAAAUCAAAAUUUCAAUAAGUGGCCUCAGAGUUGCAUUGAAAAUGAAGAGCAGGUUUUACAUAAAAUUUGUGACGUAACAAGAAUAUCAGUCCUUUGUCCAGAGAGAGAUGAAAAUCUUCAAGAAAUUGAAAACAUGGAAUCAUUUGCAGAUCCUAAACUUGACAUGACCCCGGCGAAACAAUGGGACGAUGGUGCAACAGUAAAUGCACUGGAAGGCUAUAGAGACAUGUCCUUCGAGUUUCAAGCCAGUGAUGUAAGAAUGCAGGAUGUUUUGGACCAAUCACAAGAUAAUUUUAGCUCGGUCGAUUUUCCCAGUCCUCCACAGAGCAUUGACCUCGACGUGCAAGAUGAGAAAAGUUUGGACGAUUCGUUCCCCAGCCCUCCACCAUCUGUCACCGAGGAGUUUAUUACUAACAUGAAUCUCGAAGAGCUUGUAGCCAACACAGAGACACACUCAUAUAUUUCUCCAGCUAACAGUGUAGAAGUCCCGGAAUCACUUGCUACAACUCAUACAAAAGUCAUUUCUCCCGUGCAUAAUAAACUAACCCAUGAGACAGCUCUGACAUCCAAAAAUGACGAUUCACAAAGCAACAUUGUCCAUAAAACAUCGAAUGAAAUUAUGCAACAAGAUGUGAACACAAUCCCCAAAUUAUUGAUUUCUGAGUGGAAAGAUUUGGAUGAAGAGCCAUUGGAGGAUUUUGAAAAACUUGAAAAAUUGUGUUGUAUUUCUGGCGAUGAAGAAGAAGACCUUUUCCUGGGAAAUCUGGAGCUUUUGGAGUCAUUAAAGAAAAGUCCUGAUCAGAAUGGAAGAAGUGAAGAUAACUGUGAACAAGUUUGUGGUGCAGGUUUAGAAGAGGCUACACUGGUGGGACCACAAGAGGAGAGAGAGGAGAUGUCCAAAAUGGUGUCCGCAGAUGUGAAAGACCAGAGCAGUCAUUCGAAGACAGUGAAUGGGCUUAUGAUGCAGGUCUGCGAGGAACGCCUACAGUUUUCGCUUAGUGAGAAUGUGAAGACAAACAUGCUGUUAGCAGAGACCAUAAAGGACACAGGGGAUCUGCGGACGUGGGGGGAGCAAAUCGCAGAGGUUGCAGAAACUGUAAGCAAUGGGGAGGUGGUCAAUGAACUAAAAGAAGAAGAGGAGGAGGAAAGCCAAGAAAAUCAAGAGGUCGUAUCCAGCGCUGGACUGAGUGAAAAUCAAUCAGACGAAAAUCAAACUGAGACACUCACUGUGAUCGAACAACCUGAAAUUUCACCAACUCAACAAACGGCAAACCAGGCUAUGAAAGCAAAGUUAGCACGUUUGUCCCUGGCUCUCCCUCCUCUGGCUGUGACACUGCCUCCGACGGGAAAGGGCUUCAGAGACGGAGCGAUCGGAAGUCGCCUCGGGCGGCGGAGAGGCCUCUCUCCAAGCAGCGACCAGGAUGAAGACGAGGAAGAUGAGCAAGAAGAUGAGAGCUCCAGGCGAGUCAUUGUUGUCACGGAGACAGACACAGACAAACGCGUGGGGCUGAGGAGUCUGCUGAAGUCCCCUAAAGAGCCCCUGGACCGGCCAAGGGACAUAGGGAGAAAUGUGUCCUUCUUUGAUGAUGUCACCAUUUACCUGUUUGAUCAGGAAACUCCAACCAAUGAGCUGAGUGUCACCACUCCCACAGGCCCGCCCCCUGUCACUGUCAAAAACUCUAAGCUGGAUGUUCGGGGGAAAAAUGCUAAACGCAAGGACUCCAAAAGGAAAGAGGAGUACUCGGUCAAACCCAGGUCUUCUCUAGGAACAAAUACAGUGACGUCGUCUCGUUUCACAGUCAGCCCAGCGGACGACCCUCACUUAGUCUGACGCCACACGCGACGUGACAGCACUUUGAGCUGAACUCAAACUACCAGCCAUUUACCAGAGGCUAUUUUUAUAUUGAUGAAAAGCACCUGAAGGAAAGACUCCCGUUAGAGCUGGACCCAGUCCAGGUUUUACCAGCGACAGGAUUUUGUAUGAUGGUCUGCAGAGCUCCAGUCUGUGUUUACAGAGGCGAGAGCUCAGAGUCUGGAAGAGCCUGGAGUUUGUAAAAUCGGACACAGAUUUGACAGCUAUGCACCGGGAGUCCUGCUGAACCAGCCAAACUUUUUCAGGCGUCACAUCUUAUGUUACAGGUGUAAUUAUAUUCCAGGUGUGCGGAUCUUUCUUUCAUGUGUCCAUGCUGACACCUCCCAUGUCUUAAAGGUUUUUGAGUGCAGUCAUACAGUUCUUGUAGGUAGCAGUCUGAAACAAAAGUCCCUUCACUGUAUUUAUAAAUACUCAUUGUACAAAUAUCAUCCUGCAGAUGUAUCAAACUGUUUUAAAACUGGUUUCUUUAUCUAUAUUGUUAGACUGCACGACAAAACAGUUUCUUUAUAAAUAUGUCUUUACACACUUUACAUUAUAAUUUAUUGCAUUAUUUAUUUUAUUUAUUAAAUUAAGCAAUAUUUAUUCUUUUUAGAUAUUUAUUCUCUUUAGUUUUGUUGUUUCAAUUCAAGGUACAUUGAUAUUGCUUAUUUUGGGACUGGAUGCACUGAAGAGAUAUCUUCACAAAAAUUCCGUAACAAAUAGAGAUAUUUUCCAAGACAUCAUAAUUGCAAAAGUAUUUUGUAUAAUUUAACUUAUUAAUAUAAUACCAAUGUGUAUGGAAAUAUGUUAGGUAUUCAUUUUCCCAUGUCUUUACAUUUUAGAACUGUCCAGUCUAUGUUUAGCUUGUUUAAGGAUUAUAAAUGUAGCUUAGCAUGAAAACGGAAUAAUUUCAUCCGUAAAUAAUAUCAUUAGUUUUUGUGUAUUAGUUUUUUCUCAUGUUUUCAUAUAACCCAGAUAAAACCAGUCCAUCUGUCUGUUAAACGUUGGUUUCAAACCUGUAUUGUUUAAAAUGAUUUUAA